Penicillium antarcticum is the source of this 2064-nucleotide messenger RNA. RefSeq lists its product as uncharacterized. The record is from RefSeq and is a predicted model, not a curated record. The coding region runs from base 1 to 2064 and encodes 687 amino acids. The transcript has a single exon. Lineage: Eukaryota; Fungi; Ascomycota; Eurotiomycetes; Eurotiales; Aspergillaceae.
AUGCACGAACAAGCCAGAGACUCCAUAAGUCUACAUCCAGACAUCCCACCAGACCUAAGCCCAGCAAAGCGCACCUCAACGGCAAUGCCAAACGACAACCCAAUAGCACCCCUAACAAUGCGAGCCCUAUACUACACACCAGAAGUAACAACAAACGACCUCCCAGACAGCCUCCAAGGCGACGGAAAAUCCCUUGACGAAACCAAAACAACCAUCCGCAAACAGGGAUCCGGUCUAGUCCUCGACAGAAGCUUCUCAACACCACAACCCUCACCACACCAAUACCUCCUUAAAGUCCAAACGGCAGCAUUCUGCCACGACGAAAUAAGACUCGCCUCGGCAUUGAAUCCGCACAAAACCACGCCCCAGAUCCCACUGCAUAGUCUCUGUGGUACGGUGAUCAGUACGCCUGCCAAAGACGAUGACCGGGAUGGCGGUCCGCGGUUCCGGAUUGGAGAUACCGUCUUUGGAUUGUUGAGUUAUACGCGGGACGGGGGUGCUGCUGAUUAUGCUGUUGCGUGUGAGAUGGAGUUGGCGCUUAAACCGGGGAAUAUUACUACUGCUGAGGCGGCGGCGUUGGCUUUGCCCGCGCUCACAGCUUGGCAAGCGCUUUUUCGCUAUGCGGGGCUUGAUCCGGAUGUUCCUGGGGGUCUUGAUGAGGACGGGGACGCUGGGGGAAUUGGAACUGGGCGGUGGACUUGGCACGAGUCCAGGCGGAAUACUCUGGCCAGUGAUCCUGCUUAUGGAUUUGGGAAGUAUACUGGGCAUGGGAGUGGGGUUAGGGCCGGGAAUGCUGUUGGUGGAGAUGGGAGGAAUGAGUUUCAUGGGAGUAUUUUUAAUAAUAACUUUGAUCAGCGCCGGAGUUUGGGGAAUGAUUUGGCUAGUGGUGGUGCGAGUGGGAGUGCCAGUGGUGGUGGGACAGGAGGUGAGAAUGGACGCUGGGUUUGGCAAUGGAAUCGUCGUGGUACGAUCCUCGCUGGCAAUGGGGGCAAGAAUGAUCAUCCCAUGUCUCCUGCUUCUAGCUCUGCCUCUGGUGCUGGUUCUGGCAGAGUGGGCGGCACUCAAACCUCGAACCCAGAUAUGCAACGCCGCAACACGCUCCAGAACCUGGCAAGUAGCAAUGCACGUCGUGGCAGUCUGUUCAGUCUGAUCAAUGGACACCGUGAGAGUCAAUCCAACGCCAAUCAGAAUGGCAACGGCAAUGAACGCCGCAAUUCCCUACUCAAUCUGGUCAACGGAAGCCGAAACAAUCAGCCCAGAGGCAGUAUUGCUGGGAGUAUCAGUGAUAGUAUCAGCGGCAGUAUCAAUGCAACCAGAAAACAUCGGGACCCAUCGAUCAGGAUAUUGGUCACAAAUGCCCGAGACAGCGAAGUCGGCCGCAUUGCAGUGCAACUCCUAAGAGCAGAAACCCUAUUCCCCGCCACAGUCAGGCCCUGGAUCUGCGUGACCUGCACCAAAGCCGAAGAAGGAAUCAUCACGCAAGAGUGGGAUGUUGACGGGGUUAUUGUGAUUCCGCAUCUACCUCACCCAGCCGAAUGUGAUAUCGGUGGUACAUUCAAGCGCCAGCGCUGGCCGCCUGUCGAUAUUGUGCUGGACUGUACUGGCGGCGAGGUAUUCCGGCAAGCGCAUGCUCCCCGUGUCAUUAAGAACAACGGGGCUGUGAUGACGGUUGUAGAGGCGCGGUCUGCGGACCAGCCUCUCCAUCGUGCUGAGCGGGAUGUUCUUGGACAUCGGAAGAGAGGGAUCAAGACUCGGUUUGUUCCUCCUAACCCGGAUGGGGAGGCUAUGGCGCGGAUUGUGAAUUUGGUGGAGAAUAAUCUUGUUCGGGGGAAAGAGGAUACUGUUGUUGAUCUUGAUGGGGCAAUGGAUCUCUUAGCUGGAAAAGCUGCUGGGACUGCUGGCAGUCGGAAGGGGAGGAUGAUGGUUGUUAGACUUAAUGCCGGUUCGUCUGGAAAGACUCCUGUUGGACAGACUCCUAUGCGGUCCCCUUCUGUACGGACUCCUGUUGGACGGAAGAGAUCUUCUGGAAAGUCUCCCUCUGGACAGAUUCCUGCUGAUCUUUGA